GACGCCAACCUGACCGCGAUCCAAAAAGCCACCACAGUCCUCCUCUGCAUCGACCCCGCCGACAUCCCGACCUUCUUCGCCGACGGCGCCCUCCGCGCCGCCCUCUCCGGCAAACUCCUCAUCAGCAUCGCCGCCGGCUGGACGCGCGCCGCGCUCUUGGCCCUCGCGCCGGACGCCCCCGAUCUGCAGAUCAUCCGCACCCUCCCCAACAUGGCCGCGCUCGUCGGGCAGAGCAUCACCGCGAUCGAAGUGCCCCCGCCGCCGCUUGCCACCCCUGUCCCUGACAUCGCCCUCACGCAGACGAUCUUCGCGGCCGUGGGCCGGACGCAGCUCAUCCCGCCGGCCCAGAUGACCGCCUUCACGGCGGUGGGGGGCUCGACGCCGGCGUUCGUGGCCGUGUUCGCCGACGCGCUGAUCGAGGGCGCCGUCGCGAUGGGGUUCCCGCGCGCGGAUGCGAGGACUACAGUGCUGCAGGCCCUCCGGGGCGCGACGGCCUUGAUGCAGGAGGGCGGGUUGCAUCCUGCUCUACUCAGGGAUCAGGGGACGUCGCCGGGGGGUUGUACGAUGGGCGGGUUGAUGGUGUUGGAGGAGCGGGGGUUGAGGGGUACGGUGGCCCGGGGGAUGAGGGAGGCGGUUUCGGUGGCGGGGUUGAUGGGGAGGCUG
This is a messenger RNA of Aspergillus japonicus CBS 114.51, 663 nucleotides long. RefSeq names its product coenzyme F420-dependent NADP oxidoreductase. The annotation marks the transcript as partial. Gene Ontology annotation, biological process: L-proline biosynthetic process. The transcript has 2 exons. The record is from RefSeq and is a predicted model, not a curated record. Gene Ontology annotation, molecular function: pyrroline-5-carboxylate reductase activity. NCBI's taxonomy places the organism in Eukaryota, Fungi, Ascomycota, Eurotiomycetes, Eurotiales, Aspergillaceae.